Cylicostephanus goldi is the source of this 327-nucleotide messenger RNA. The record is from the annotation of a GenBank genome assembly. Lineage: Eukaryota; Metazoa; Nematoda; Chromadorea; Rhabditida; Strongylidae.
AUGGUAGUAUGGAACCAUAUAGAUCUUGGCGUACAUUACAUGGUAGAUGCACGAGUUAACGCUCCAUCAGCUCCACCGCCGCCGAGAAGGGAAGAGCAGCAGCAAUCCAGAAAAGAAGAAGAGCCUCAGCCAUCGAGAAGAGAAAUCGAGAAGAACCAUAUUCUUGCCGCCUGUACUGGACAGAAGACUUCCAUCACUGCAUCGGCUCAAUUUACACCUGAAGUCGACAUGGUACGAGGGACCUUUUCAAGGGAUGUGAAUAAGUGGGGCAUCAAAGAUACUCGAACGACAAACGCAAAUGAAGUGUUUCACAGGUGUGAUGGAUGA